Cydia fagiglandana is the source of this 717-nucleotide messenger RNA. RefSeq names its product death-associated inhibitor of apoptosis 1-like. The record is from RefSeq and is a predicted model, not a curated record. The coding region runs from base 1 to 717 and encodes 238 amino acids. NCBI's taxonomy places the organism in Eukaryota, Metazoa, Arthropoda, Insecta, Lepidoptera, Tortricidae. Gene Ontology annotation, cellular component: cytoplasm; nucleus. The transcript is spliced from 2 exons. Gene Ontology annotation, molecular function: cysteine-type endopeptidase inhibitor activity involved in apoptotic process; ubiquitin protein ligase activity. Gene Ontology annotation, biological process: positive regulation of protein ubiquitination; negative regulation of apoptotic process; regulation of cell cycle.
AUGCCGGCGCCGGCCAGCAGUGGCAACCAACUUCAUGGCGACCCUGCCAGUCGGGCUGCUCGAGCCAGCCCCGGCUUAGACGCCAACCAGCCAGCCAGUAAGCCAGCCAGCCAGCCAACCAGCCAGCUAGCUAGCCCAGCACCAGGCCCGCCGCCACUACCAACACCGCCUGUGCCUAACAGCAACCACCAGAUGACUACAGGCCAGGACGAGUGCGGCAUGUGCGCGCCGCCCGCCACCGGCGCCAGUGUGCUCCCCAAACCCCACCCGCACCCGCGCUACAACAACAAGGCCGCCCGGCUCCGCACCUUCAAAGACUGGCCCAAGAGCAUGAAGCAGAAACCCGAGGAGCUCGCCGAGGCCGGCUUCUACUACACCGGCCAGAGCGACAAGACCAAGUGCUUCUACUGCGACGGAGGACUCAAGGACUGGGAGGAGGACGAUGUCCCAUGGGAGCAGCACGCGCGUUGGUUCGACCGGUGCGCGUACGUUCAGCUCGUCAAGGGAGAAGAUUACGUCCAGAAGGUCAUGAGCAGCCAAAAAGGAAAAGUCAUCAUUGCUCCGAACAAAGCGUCCAACAGCGUAUUCACCGUCGACCCCAACUACCAACUCGGCCGGAUCACCAGCCACCUCAUGGACAUGGCAGAGCCCACACUUCCAGGAGACAAUACCGAAGCCGUCACGUAUACCGCAGCCAAACGCAAACCUAACAAGUAA